Molecule: messenger RNA, 399 nt
Organism: Penicillium verrucosum
Lineage: Eukaryota; Fungi; Ascomycota; Eurotiomycetes; Eurotiales; Aspergillaceae
Exons: 4
Coding region: 1-399 (132 amino acids)
Source: RefSeq, a predicted model, not a curated record
AUGACACCCACCUCUUCCCCGUCCCCCAAGAUAAAGGAUGUUGUGGUCAACAUCCUGAAUACGUUAGAGGUGAUCGACCACGCAUAUCUCACAAAAUCUGAAAUUCUGGACCUAGGAGUCUCCGCUAAGGGUUUUGACCAGAACGACGAAGAUUCUUGGGGCCCCGAGACCCCAUGGCUUUUCAUGCCGGUUUCUAAGGAGGACAUCAUACCGCAGCUUCGGCCUAACUGGGACGCCACACGCGCCACGCAACAGUUCAACCAUCAUAGCAAAUCGAAGACUCGCCUAAGCGGUACACUCGGGUGGAGUUAUAUUGAUUUCGAAGAGUUUACUAGCGGUAAUAAGGGAUUCCUUUUCUCUACAAGUGGAAAAUGUCGAGGCGUUGAUACCCCGGGCUAG